AUGUCUCCGCCGCAUUAUUCAUUCCGCAUUGGCAGAGUUAUCAAUGCACGAAGCUUUGCCGCACCAAGCAUGUUUGGUUCUACCCCGGAAUACGCGCCUGGGGAAUCCAAGGAUGAGGGCGACAAGUUGCCGCUUCACAGCCUCGGCAGGCUGCUGUCUGGUGCUGUCUGGAACUGUGGGCUCGUUGCUCCCCCCGCUCCUCACCCUCGUGUCAAUGUGAAUCUCUGCUUCCUGAGGGGGGCCUGCUUGUCCAGCGUCGAUGCUGUGCUCACCCGGGCCCAGUCCCCGCGAACCUUAACCCCCCGGGCGUCCUUCAUUCUACGUCGACACACCCAUGGAAACCUGAACGAUGCGUAA
Histoplasma capsulatum G186AR is the source of this 357-nucleotide messenger RNA. RefSeq lists its product as uncharacterized. The transcript is spliced from 2 exons. Lineage: Eukaryota; Fungi; Ascomycota; Eurotiomycetes; Onygenales; Ajellomycetaceae. Bases 1 to 357 code for a protein of 118 amino acids. The record is from RefSeq and is a predicted model, not a curated record.